Lachnellula hyalina is the source of this 945-nucleotide messenger RNA. RefSeq names its product Transcriptional activator (gene HAP5). Gene Ontology annotation, cellular component: nucleus; CCAAT-binding factor complex. The transcript is spliced from 5 exons. The record is from RefSeq and is a predicted model, not a curated record. Gene Ontology annotation, biological process: regulation of DNA-templated transcription. Lineage: Eukaryota; Fungi; Ascomycota; Leotiomycetes; Helotiales; Lachnaceae. The coding region runs from base 1 to 945 and encodes 314 amino acids. Gene Ontology annotation, molecular function: protein heterodimerization activity; DNA-binding transcription activator activity, RNA polymerase II-specific; DNA binding.
AUGGAUCCGCCGAACAACCCCCCAGCUUCGUCGCAGCAGCGCGCACAGCAGAACCCUGUUUAUGACACCUCUCAUGGCGGUCAUUAUGGUGCCAGCGCCGCACUUGCUGCUCAAGGAUACGCGCCCGUCGCUGAAUUCUAUACCGGCGCAUGGGCAAAUGUCAAUCAGGGAUUGCACGGCACCUACAAAGAUAUUCUUACAACAUACUGGCAACACAUAAUCAGCCAUUUGGAGAGUGAGACACAUGACUACAAACUGCACCAGCUCCCGCUGGCACGCAUCAAGAAGGUCAUGAAGGCGGACCCUGAAGUUAAGAUGAUAUCUGCGGAAGCACCCAUCUUAUUUGCAAAGGGCUGUGAUAUUUUUAUUACUGAGCUCACUAUGCGCGCUUGGAUACACGCUGAAGAAAACAAGCGUCGAACACUCCAAAGAUCAGAUAUUGCAUCAGCCUUGGCAAAAUCAGACAUGUUUGAUUUCCUUAUUGAUAUUGUGCCCCGUGAGGAGGCUGCUUCUGCGAAGAGAGCCACUGGGCAGCCCACUCCAGCACAAGGAGUCCCUGGCGCUCCUACCGGCACAGCAAUUCCUCCCCAGCACGCAAAUAUCCCGCAACAACCUGGUCCUCAGCAUAACAUGCCUCCUCCCCCAAAUUACGCUUUAGGUGGUCAUGGCCUUGCUCCAGACCAAGAGUAUCCUCAGCAACCCAUGUAUCCCACCCCUGGUCAGCCUGGUCCCGGUGCCACAUAUGGCGGUCCUGGUCAGAUGUACAACGAGAUGGAAGGCAUGUAUGCUUAUCCUCCAAUGCAGGCUCAACAGCAAAUGUACCAUGUCCAGCAACGUCCUCAAGAUCCUUCUGUCGGCCAUGAUGCUGGCCACAACUACUCGCGCAAUGAUGGUGGUGAGGGAGAUGCUGAUGCGGAAGGCGAGAGAGAUUACGAGGUCGGCUAA